Molecule: messenger RNA, 438 nt
Organism: Syzygium oleosum
Lineage: Eukaryota; Viridiplantae; Streptophyta; Magnoliopsida; Myrtales; Myrtaceae
Exons: 1
Coding region: 1-438 (145 amino acids)
Source: RefSeq, a predicted model, not a curated record
AUGACUGGGCGAGCGACUGGGCGCGUUGACUGGCCGGGCUACAUAGCGGUAGCGACGAGCUACAGCGGCGGCGGCGAGCUGUUGGUGGGCAGGCAAGCUGGGCUCGCCGCGGCGACGAGCGACGGCGAUUGGCUUGGCCAAGGCAGCGGCGACGGCGGCUUGGGGGGGAAAAGUUGGGGCGGUGGUGGCGAGAGAGGGAGAGCUGGGGCUGAGGCGGCAAGCCGACAGCGGUCGGGGCGGCACGGUGGUGUCGCAGGUGGCGGGGCGAGGCUGGACGAGCUGGUCGGCGGCUCGGCGAAGCCUGGCUGUGGCGGACGCGGCGGUGAGCUACUGCUGUGCGCAAACGGCCUCCGGUGGCUGUGUGUACGACGGCGUGAGGCGGACGGACGGCGGGCAGCGCGGCGUUCGGGCGAGCUGGCACACGGUCGGGCUGGCUAG